Caretta caretta (loggerhead turtle) is the source of this 534-nucleotide messenger RNA. RefSeq lists its product as uncharacterized. Gene Ontology annotation, molecular function: calcium ion binding. Lineage: Eukaryota; Metazoa; Chordata; Testudines; Cheloniidae. The record is from RefSeq and is a predicted model, not a curated record.
AUGUUUAAUUUGUAUUUUACAGGGGAUGGAAAGGUGAAUUUCAAAGACUUUCUCACCUCCUUGGGUGAUACCCAGAACUUCUCUGAGCUGGAAGCAUUGCAGAAUGCCACCAAAGUUGUCAGCGGGAUGCAAGGAGGUAAGAUUCACGUGGAUGACCUGAAAUCCACCCUGGAAAAUCUGGACAUCUCGCUAAAGGAGGAGGAGCUCCAGGAGACACUGAAGGCCGUUGCUGUUGAUGAGCGCGGGACCGUGAACCUGAAGGAGUUCCUGACGGCUCUCACCAGCAUCCCGCACUUCUUGGACUCCGCGGUGCUGCAGGACGCCAUCAAGGCCUUCAGCAGGAUCAAAGAAGACAAAGUUGAUCUGCAGGACAUGGGUUCCAUUCUGGCCAGCUUGGGGAUCAGCGUAUCCAGUGAGGAGCUGCAGGAGGCUUUGCAGAAGAUUUCCCCGGACGAAGAUGGGAAGGUGAACUUCAAAGAAGUUCUGAUGAAUUUGAUAGACACCCAGCACUUCUCAGAAACUUCAGGUGAGUGA